Antechinus flavipes (yellow-footed antechinus) is the source of this 4340-nucleotide messenger RNA. It is a transcript of the gene PSMD11, whose product is annotated as proteasome 26S subunit, non-ATPase 11. The record is from RefSeq and is a predicted model, not a curated record. Gene Ontology annotation, cellular component: proteasome regulatory particle, lid subcomplex. NCBI's taxonomy places the organism in Eukaryota, Metazoa, Chordata, Mammalia, Dasyuromorphia, Dasyuridae. Gene Ontology annotation, molecular function: structural molecule activity; protein binding. The transcript is spliced from 14 exons. The coding region runs from base 1319 to 2674 and encodes 451 amino acids. Gene Ontology annotation, biological process: ubiquitin-dependent protein catabolic process.
CCUGGACAGUAAAAAGGGGGGUUGGGGUAGUGGAAUCAGUUCAGCUUUGGACACAAGAGAGUUUGAGCUGUGUCUAGGAUAUCCACCAAGAGGUAAUGGGAGGUAUAUUGGGCAGAGAUCUGGGCCCAGUAUUAAGAAUGGGAAAGUCAUCUGUAUGGGUGAUACAAAUUGUGAGUUAACCAAAAGAGAGGGAGCAGGAUCCAGGACAGCCAUGACGGGGAGAUCUACCAUUAGUGGGCAUGACCUGGAGGAAGGUCUAGCCAAGGAGAGAGUUCAUUACAGGAAUGCAAAAGGCCGAGCAUCUAGAAAGGACUGUGGGGGAGACAAUGGUGGGGACGGGAAACUGGAGAGAAGGCAGUUUCAGUGGCGCGAGGACGAACGAAGAAGAAAAUAAGGGGGAGGAGAAAGUUCAGUUUAGUGUUUGGUGCUGGGUGCCGGGAUAGAUUUCCUCAAACUUGGGGGGCAAACAUAGAUCUUCGUGUUCACUGGCUUUUAGCACUUCCUUUAAUUAUGGUUUUUAAAAAGCUACCAUAGUCUUCAUCAGACUGAGAUGAGUGGGGAGGAGGAGGGACAAGACACAGAAAAGACAAAGAAGAUAGGAAGUCGGCUGCCCCUAAAAUUAAUGAGCUUCCCGUUAAUGGAGGGGAUGUUGUCCAAGGGAACUCCUGGAAGGCAGAGACGGCCCUUUGGGAUUCUUUCCAACUUGGCGGGUGUUGGGGAAGUUCCUCCUCUGGGACGCGCCAGUGGCUGGCCAUCCUAGUGAACUGCUCCAGUUGCCCAGCGCUGAGUUGCCGUAGCUCUAGAAGCGCACUUGGCUCCCUCGCUCUAUUUCGCGCGCUCUUCCCCCCUUCCUCGCGCAGUCCUUUGCCCCGCCCCCUUUCCCCUCCCUCGCGCUCCUCCUCCCCGUACCUCUUCCCUCUCUCGUUAGCGUUCCCCUCCCUAACACUUCCUCCCUCUCCCUCGCCCCUCCCUCUCUCCCUCGCUCUCGCAGCCCCCUCCUUCCCUCCGUCCUCCCCCUCGCCCCGCCCCCUUUCUUUCCUCUCUCUUGUUCACGUUCCCCCUCCCCGGCACCUCCUCCUUCCUUCCCGUCUCCCGAAACGCGCCCUCCCUCGCCCCGCCCCCCAACCCUACUCGCUCGGUCCUACGUCGUUCUAGCGCCCCCUCCCCCUCUUACUAAAGCCUCGUCCCCUCCCUCUUUCUCGCUGGUCCUCGCGCCGUCCCUCGCUCCGCCCCGCCUCCUUCCUCCCCAAGUCCUUUCCACUCUCUCCCGCCCUCCCGGCCGGACAGACGUCUGCCCGGCGGAAGGACUACAACUUCCAUGAUGCUUGGGGAGGCAGGGGGCGGGCCGGCCGCGCUGGUGUUUCCGGCGGCGGCGGCGGCGGCCGGGGACGGUGUGAGAGGUGGUAAGAUGGCGGCGGCGGCGGUGGAGUUCCAGAGAGCCCAGUCCCUGCUCAGCACCGACCGGGAGGCCUCCAUCGACAUCCUGCACUCCAUCGUGAAGCGUGAUAUUCAGGAAAAUGAUGAAGAGGCAGUUCAGGUCAAAGAGCAGAGCAUCCUGGAGCUGGGGUCGCUUUUGGCCAAGACCGGACAGGCCGCAGAGCUUGGGGGGCUCCUGAAGUAUGUACGACCCUUCUUGAACUCCAUCAGCAAGGCGAAGGCGGCUCGUCUGGUCCGAUCCCUGCUGGACCUCUUCCUUGACAUGGAAGCAGCCACAGGGCAGGAGGUUGAGUUAUGCUUAGAGUGCAUUGAGUGGGCCAAAUCUGAGAAGAGGACUUUCUUACGUCAGGCUCUGGAGGCGAGGUUGGUAUCUUUGUACUUUGAUACGAAGAGGUACCAAGAAGCAUUACAGUUGGGUUCUCAGUUGCUGAGAGAGUUAAAAAAAAUGGAUGACAAGGCCCUUCUGGUGGAAGUGCAGCUCUUGGAGAGUAAAACAUACCAUGCCCUGAGCAAUCUUCCCAAAGCGCGAGCCGCCUUAACGUCUGCUCGAACCACAGCAAAUGCCAUCUACUGCCCUCCUAAGUUGCAGGCUACCUUGGACAUGCAGUCAGGUAUCAUCCAUGCGGCAGAAGAGAAGGACUGGAAAACAGCAUAUUCUUAUUUCUAUGAGGCAUUUGAGGGCUAUGACUCCAUCGAUAGCCCCAAGGCCAUCACAGCACUGAAAUAUAUGCUGCUUUGCAAAAUCAUGCUCAACACGCCAGAAGAUGUUCAAGCCUUAGUGAGUGGGAAGCUCGCACUGCGGUACGCAGGAAGGCAGACAGAAGCAUUAAAAUGUGUGGCUCAGGCUAGCAAGAAUCGAUCGCUGGCAGACUUUGAAAAGGCACUGACGGAUUACCGGGUAGAACUCCGGGAUGACCCUAUUAUCAACACUCACCUGGCCAAGCUGUAUGAUAACUUAUUGGAACAGAAUCUGAUCCGGGUUAUUGAACCCUUUUCCAGAGUCCAGAUUGAACAUAUAUCCAGUCUCAUCAAACUCUCUAAGGCCGACGUGGAAAGGAAACUGUCACAGAUGAUUCUUGACAAGAAAUUUCAUGGGAUCCUGGACCAGGGGGAGGGAGUCCUGAUUAUUUUUGAUGAACCUCCAGUAGAUAAAACUUACGAAGCCGCUCUGGAGACGAUUCAGAAUAUGAGUAAAGUAGUGGAUUCACUCUACAACAAAGCCAAGAAACUGACAUAGAGUUGGAUUUGGUAGCUGUCGUUUGGAGAGUGUGUGUGGCAGGAGAGUGAAACCUUUGGGGAAAAUGCUAGGAGAUUUUUUUUCUUUUUGUUCUACUUUUCGCUCGGAAAGUUUUUAAAUUUCCUCAUUCGGUGCAUCUGUAUUCCAGCCGAUAGGUGUGCCAGUUUCCAUGUAAUCUUUACUGGCCCAACUUGGGAGUGGGGAAUAUUGUUUAAAAAAAAAAAAAGAAAAAAAAGAGGUUAUUCUAAAUAAAAAGAAAAAGGCUUACACUACCUAAUAGCUGUGCUCUCUGCCUCCUGGGAGAGGGCCACAAAGGCGGCAUCGUGGCCACCCACCAGGGUACAGGCUCCAUCCGCUGGGCUGUCUCUCUCCUCCUCUUGUCAAUUGGAUAUUUGCCGACCGUCCAAAGCAGCCAACUUUAUAUUCUGUUUGUACUGAACCAAAACAAGCGACGGUGUGUAGACUGCUCUUUUCUUUUCUAUCGGAAACGAGGCAUCUCGAUGUUCUUUCCCCCUGCUGUGCUUCCCCACCCCGUGGUCCCCCAAGAACGCCGCUCCAGCACCCUGUCCUGAAGGGCCUGGCAGCUCCAGGUUGCGGGGCUUGGAGCCGGCCUCCGGCACGGCCACUCGAGGGAUCAUUGCAGGCCCUCCAGCCCCCUGGGGCCUGCUGUGCAUGUGGCUCUUAUUCUUUUUAAAACUCGAACAGAAAAACUAGACUAGACUUCAGUGUUUUAACGGCCCCCUCUGCCCCGGCACACCCCACGCCUCAGUCAGUAGUGGAGGCCGUCUGAUGUCUCCUUCCUCCCCUCCUUUCUCCCGGCAGUCUCUGCGUGGUGGAGAGAGGCUAUUCUGAAAUCGACCGGCUUCUCUCCGUCUCUUCUACUCCCCUUUCUCCUGCUGUCAAAUGGAUUUAUUCCUUUUUUAAAACAAUGAACAUUGGAAAUGAGACUGUGGGGGUGUCUUUAGGGUUUUUCCUUUUUCUUUCUUUUUUUUUUUUUUGUAACCAUUUUUUGGGGGUGGGGUGGGAAUGGGGUUUCAAAUAACCUCAUGUCACCCUCCCAGGGAGCUUAUUUAUUUACCUCUUAAAAAUCAAAUUGGUGGGAGGCGGAGCACUGUAUUCCAGCAUGUUUUGUUUUAUGAUGAGAUUACUCAGCAAGGUUUUAAUGCCAUUUGGGCAGUGUAAGCUUCUGCAUCUUUGUUGUGCUGAAUUCUCUUAUUCUUCCUCAUCUUUCUCACCUGUGCCCAUUUUCUCUCUCUGGUCUAAUCUCUUCUCAUCUCUUCUGCCUCCUCCUCUCCCCUUCUCUCUUUCCUUCUUUCUCCUACUCUCUGGCCCUUUUUCUCACCCAGAUUUUCUUAAUAAAUUUAUAUUUUGUAAAAGGAUUUUGUUGUACCCAGUUUUGCAUCUUCACUUAAUCUCUGACUGGCUAUAUUCCUUUUAUCUUCCCGUCGUUCCCCUCCCUGCCCCUUCUCCCCUUCCUUUUCUCCCCAGAAUCAUUUCUUUUUGUUCUUACCGUCACCUUUAUCCUUUCCUUAUCAGUCCCUAUCAUGUCCAGUCACUGUUUUGGUUUUGGCACCAUCAAUAUCAAAUGUACAAACGGUUCUUGCUAACCAACACCAGGUAUAUCUGAUGUUCAGAUGAGUUCCAAUAAAAAGAAUUUUUUUUUCAA